This is a messenger RNA of Miscanthus lutarioriparius, 744 nucleotides long. The record is from the annotation of a GenBank genome assembly. Lineage: Eukaryota; Viridiplantae; Streptophyta; Magnoliopsida; Poales; Poaceae.
AUGGCGGUUGAUCUCGUCGAGGAUGAUUUUCGUCUCCGGGUUCAUGAUUCCCAGGCGGUGCUGUCGUCAGACGUAGCAGAUGGGCCGAUAACACCGUGGGCCGAUAACACCGUGGCGGCCAGGGCCGGCGCGGUCACGUUCAGCGCAACGAACGCCGCGUCGAGCACAGUGGGCGGCAAGCGGUUCGGCCGGGAUGUCGGCGUCGCAUACUCGAGGCGAGUGCUCUCGGACGCCGCCUCCUUUUGCUGGAACACCUUCAACCAGCCCAGCCCUGCCGACCGCAAGCCCGUCGACGCGGUGACCCUCGUCGUCGAGGACAUCGGCGGCGUGGCCUUCACGAGCGCCAACGGGGUCCACCUCAGCGCCCAGUACGUCGGCAACUACUCCGGGGAUGUGAAAACAGAGGCGACUGGGGUGCUGUACCACGAGGUAACGCACGUGUGGCAGUGGGACGGGCAGGGGCAGGCGAACGGCGGCCUCAUCGAGGGCGUCGCCGACUACGUCCGGCUGAAGGCAGGGUAUGCGCCGGGGCACUGGGUGAAGCCGGGGCAGGGAGACCGGUGGGAUCAGGGGUACGACAUCACGGCGAGGUUCCUGGACUACUGCGACUCGCUGAAGCCGGGCUUCGUCGCGCUGCUCAACGCCAAGAUGAAGGACGGCUACUCCGACGAUUUCUUCGCGCAGAUUCUUGGGAAGAAUGUGCAGCGGCUGUGGCAGGAUUACAAGGCCAAGUACGGAGGCUGA